Fomitiporia mediterranea MF3/22 is the source of this 708-nucleotide messenger RNA. RefSeq lists its product as uncharacterized. The transcript has 4 exons. The record is from RefSeq and is a predicted model, not a curated record. NCBI's taxonomy places the organism in Eukaryota, Fungi, Basidiomycota, Agaricomycetes, Hymenochaetales, Hymenochaetaceae. Bases 1 to 708 code for a protein of 235 amino acids.
AUGACACCUUCUGAACGCUUCCUUCCCACCCCCUCCCAAGCCGAAGGCUCGCAAGAGACGUGGGCAUGGUUGCAGUCGCAGAAAACUGCAAGACGAUUACCCAAGGUCGUGCCGUCAGGCUGGGAGGCAAGCACCGAGUCGAGGGCGUGGAUAGCGAAGAAGACCAGCGCAGGCCUACAAAGAGGCAGCGUACUAUUGACGCCGUUGCAGGGCCAGUUGACGCCUGUUCUCUCUCUUUCGACAAUACGAUGGGUGAAACCAACGUUAAGCAGCUCAAGCAAGGUUACAUUCCUGCACAACAGCUGCCGUAGCACACCGGAGCUAAUGACUGCACACGUGGUGUUCUUAUCGAUGUCGAACCAACUCAACUGCGAUCGCGCAGUAUCAUCGUUUCCGACAACCUUACAAAUUCGGAAAGGGGCAAGGAAAGUAGGACAACACAGUCACCAUCUCUACUGUCUACAUCAUGGCCAUGCACCAACGAUAGAAGAUUCGCUGGCCAUUGGGGUAGAUUUUUCACUGAUAAAAAUGGAGGAAGAAGAGGAGGAUCACCUCUGGGAUACACCACCGCCUUGUGAUUGGAGCCGGCUGAUGCUGAAAAUUGAAUUGACAAAAUCCCUCAUAAUUGUUCCUCUGGGAAUGAUAGAGGACAUAGCCCCACCAGAUGGGUUGAUGGGCAUUCGGGAUGAGGACGGGCGAAUUCGAUGA